Paramecium sonneborni is the source of this 1042-nucleotide messenger RNA. The record is from the annotation of a GenBank genome assembly. Lineage: Eukaryota; Ciliophora; Oligohymenophorea; Peniculida; Parameciidae.
GUAUAUGCAUAUGUACAUAAACAUGAGUAACAUUUGAUGGACUUAUAUAAUAAAAUGAAUGGAAUUAAAGAAUUUUUAUCUUAAUUAGAGUAUUAUACAGCAUUAGAAAAACUAGAAAUUAGAUCAAAAGAUAAUCUUGAAUUUGAAGAAGAAAGUCUUACAAUUUAUAAAGAACAUUAUUAAGAAGUAAUCAAUAAUACUCUAAUGUAGUUUAUAAAUUCAUUUAAGAUGGAAUAGACAAUCAUUAAAAAUGAAAAAGAAGACAUUAAAUUGUUUUUGAGGGAAACAUUUCCAGAACUCAUUGAAAAGAUAAAACGUAUAAUUGCAGAUAAAGUAUAUUUUAUAAUUAAAUUUAAGGAAAAAUUAAUUGAAGGCGAUAUUAAAGAACUAGCUAAGAUUAAACAUUAAUAACCAGAAGAUUUUAGUAAAAGAUUUGAAGAAUUCAAUUAUCUUCAUUAAAAAAUAUAAGAAGGUAUCUUUAUAAAUUUAUAAAACAUAGUUUUAGAAUCUAAUGAUCAAUAAGAUAUAUAUAAGACUUUAGAACUUUUAGAAUCUAAAAUUAUGAUAGGUUCUUUUAAAUAGAUGUAAAGUUAAGAGGUAGAUUUCUUUAUGAAGAGUGUUGAUAAAUUAUUUAGAGAAAAAGAAAAUCCAAAUAAAAAAUAAGAAUCUAUUUCAUUACUUAGCUUAAUGCGAAGUGUGAUAUCAGAAUAUCUUAUUAAAAUGAUGAAUGAUUAACUUGAAUCUUCUUUUGAUUUUUUGGAUAAAGAACUUUUUUUUACUCAAUCCAAAAAUACUCAUAUCAAUGCAAAAGAAUAAUAUAUAAAUCUCUUACAUAAAUUAGAAUGUAAUUCAUAUCUUAUUUUUAGAAUUGCAUUACACAGUUUGGAAAGAUGUGAUGGAAUUACCUUAUGAUAAUUAUUUACUUGAGAUUUCUGAAAAAUAAUAUGAAUAAGCAAUUCAAAUUGGAAAUCGUGCUAUUCAAUAUCAUACAUAAAUGGAUGAGAUGAUGAAAGCUAUGUUAGAACGUUUUUUGUAAAGAUGA